UAAACUUUCUUAAUCUUGUUCGUGGACAGCGUAAUUUAUAUGUUUUGUAAAAAAAUAGUCGUAAUUUCCACGUUUACAUAAUCGAUGACUUCGCUUCUGGGAACGAAAGAAGUCGUUUAAACAAUUAGAAAUGUUUUAAUAGGGGACGAGAAAUUUAACGUUGAAAACGAUACUCGCGGGACGAGGAAUUUUGAGGUUAUAAAGCAACAGGGUAAAGAAUUACGCCGAAAUGAAUAUCGAUGAGAAUUGGCUGAAUUACGCUGACAAGAAGAACCCGAAGACUAAGUCUACGAAACAAUUGGACAGUCAUAUUAAUAAGAUUCAAGAUGUGAAGGCUCAGUUAAACGCUGGGAAAUAUCGGCAAAGGAGACGAGGUGUAUCUCUUGCACAAUUUCUAAGAGCAGAAUUAACAAGAGGUUAUCAAUUAGAAAACGACGAGGAAAGUUUCUCUGCAAGAAGAGAGAAACUUUAUUCAUUUUUGAAAAUUCCAAAGGAAGUUGAAAAAUUUAUGGCCUAUGGGUUUUUACAAUGUGCAGAUUCUUUUCUAUUUGUUUAUACAUUUUUACCGUUAAGAUUUAUGAUGGCACUAUGGACAGUAGUUACAAGACCCCUCUGGCACCGUCUUGGAAAGAAGAGGGAUUUAAGAGUUGGAGAACGAUGUCUAAGACCGGCAGAGAUGUGCGACCUUUUAAAAGGAAUUGUGGUAGUUACCUGUUGGGCAGCUACAUGGAAGGUUGACACCUCUAUGAUGUACCAUUUGGUCAAGAGUCAGUCUGUGAUAAAAUUGUAUAUAUUUUAUAAUAUGCUGGAAGUUGGUGAUAGAUUAUGCAGCGUCUUUGGACAAGAUAUAAUAGACGCCCUUUUUUGGACAGCUACAGAGCCUAAAUCAAAGUCACAAGCAAGAUCUCAACAAUUGGGCAUCCUACCUCAUCUACUGUUUGCUUUUACCUAUGUUUUAUUACAUAGUAUAUUGGUGCUUUUUCAAGCAACAACUUUGAACGUUGCUAUAAACAGUAGCAACAAGGCUCUGCUGACUAUAAUGAUGUCUAAUAAUUUUGUAGAAUUAAAAGGUUCUGUCUUUAAAAAAUUUGACAAGAACAAUCUCUUUCAACUGUCUUGUGCAGACGUAAGGGAACGUUUUCAUUUAAUGAUGCUGCUUCUUGCUGUAAAUCUUCAAACAAUGAAGGAAUAUGCAUGGAAAGCUGAACGACUUGCAGUACUUCUACCAGAUUGUAUACUACUGCUCUUUGCUGAAAUCCUUGUAGAUUGGGUUAAGCACGCCUUUAUAACUCGUUUCAACGAGCUCAAUUCAACAGUAUACAGAGAUUAUACUAUUAAAGUAGCCUACGACAUGGCUCAGACUCGCCAGGAGACUGCCUUCUCCGACCCAUCGGAUGUGGUAGCCCGUAGGAUGGGUUUUAUUCCUCUUCCUCUGGGAGUGGCGAUAGGAAGAGUACUUUGUACAACCAUUACACCACCUGUCCAACCAGCUAACAUAAUUUUGUUGCUUCUAGCCUAUUUUAUCUUAGUAACAUUCAAGAUAUUAAAUAGUUUGAUAAUUCUCGGCAAAGCGUGCGAUGUGAUUUUGUCACAUUCCAAAAAAUCAGACCACGAAGUAACGUACAAUUGUAUGGAAUAGUAUUCCGAUGUACAAGUAAAUCAAAAAAACGAUA
Messenger RNA from Frieseomelitta varia, 1673 nucleotides. Its product is annotated as protein TAPT1 homolog. The coding region runs from base 230 to 1639 and encodes 469 amino acids. NCBI's taxonomy places the organism in Eukaryota, Metazoa, Arthropoda, Insecta, Hymenoptera, Apidae. The transcript is spliced from 7 exons. Gene Ontology annotation, biological process: positive regulation of cilium assembly; maintenance of protein localization in endoplasmic reticulum. The record is from RefSeq and is a predicted model, not a curated record. Gene Ontology annotation, cellular component: ciliary basal body; endoplasmic reticulum membrane.